AGCAGAGCGAGAGCGGCGGUAAUGGCUGCCAGGGAGAGGGAGGAAGAGGAAGACACCACAUGAACCCCCGAGCAGCGACCGACAGGUGAGACUGGAACGACACCUGGCAGCGACUCAUCCGGAACAUUGUCUCCGCGGCCGCGGGUCCACUUGACUCGCAGUGAGGACUAGGAUGGUAAGCAGCCAGCCGAAAUACGAGCUGAUCCAGGAGGUGGGGCGUGGCAGUUACGGCGUAGUCUAUGAGGCGGCAGUGAAGCGCACAGGGGCCCGUGUGGCGGUGAAGAAGAUCCGCUGCCACUCUCCGGAGAAUGUGGAGCUGGCCCUGCGCGAGUUCUGGGCCCUCAGCAGCAUCCAAAGCCAGCACCCGAACGUCAUCCACCUGGAGGAGUGUAUUCUGCAGCGGGACCAGCUGGCCCAGAGGAUGAGCCAUGGGUCCAGCUCCCCGCUCUACCUGGAGCUGGUGGAGACGUCUCUUAAAGGGGAGAUCACCUUUGACCCGUGCUGUGCCUACUACUUGUGGUUUGUCAUGGACUUCUGUGACGGGGGUGACAUGAACGCCUACAUUCUGUCCCGCAAGCCCAGUCGCAAGACCAACACCAGCUUCAUGCUGCAGCUGGGCAGCGCCCUGGCCUUCCUGCACCGCAACCAGAUCAUACACCGUGACCUCAAACCAGACAACAUCCUCAUCUCGCAGGCCUGCACGCCCGCCGGGUCGUCGGAGCCCACCCUCAAAGUGGCCGACUUCGGCCUGAGCAAGGUCUGCUCCACCUCGGGCCUCAACCCAGAGGAGCCGGCCAGCGUCAACAAGUGCUUCCUGUCCACAGCUUGUGGAACAGACUUCUACAUGGCCCCGGAGGUUUGGGAGGGCCACUACACGGCCAAGGCAGAUAUCUUUGCCCUGGGGGUGAUCAUCUGGGCCAUGGUGGAGCGCAUCACCUUUGUGGACGUGGAGACUCAGAAGGAGCUGCUCGGGAGCUAUGUGCAGCAGGGCUCAGAGAUUGUACCCUUAGGGGAGGCGCUGCUGGAGAACCCAAAGAUGGAGCUGCUGAUCCCCGCCCGGAAAAAGAGCAUGAACAGCCACAUGAAGCAGCUGAUCAGGGAGAUGCUGUCGGCCAAUCCUCAGGAACGGCCCGACGCCUUUGAGCUGGAGCUCAGACUGGUCCGUAUUGCCUGCAGAGAGCUGGACUGGGACACGUGAUGGACGCGCAACGGCACCACAGACUCAGUCGAUCAAGCACAUGUACACAUCUCAUCAACUACUGUUAACCUAGAUGGUCACAUAACGGGGGGAUUAUUGUGUUUUUGACUUGGGAACAAUAACUAGAAUAGUCAUUGUUUGUAUCAUGGUUUAAACCUGAUCCACUUUCCAAGUGCAUACAGUCCUCUGCUGGCUUUGUCUUUAUAAUGAAGAGGAGAGGUUUGACACCCGCUGCUGCUGCUGCUGCUCCUCAAAACUGCAGCUUAGUCUCAGGCUAAUCACAUCACAGCUUCCACUUCGUCCAUACAGAAUCAUUCGAGCAUGAUGAAGAAUGACCCGAAAAGUCCCGGAUUUGCUUUGAAGUGAAAGUCAAAACAGUUUUGUCUACAAAUACCAUCUUGGACUCGGUGCUAAUUGUUAAAAAAUGCAAUAUGAGACAUAAUCCUGUGAUUUUUUUUUUUACAGUCCAAAGGGCCAGUAUGAAAACCUAGUCACCCGAAUGUGAAGGAACCUGACAUCUGAACUGCAGAACUGAUUUCUGCCUGUCAUCACCACCAGCAUCAAUAUGUACAUUCAGAUUUGAUUCUGUUUUUGCAUCAAAUGCAGACAUGCACUGAAUGCUCAGGUAAUACAAACAUAUAGCAUGAUGGUAUUUGGAGACAAAACAUCUACAGACAAGUUCAGUUUCGCUCGGCAGUCUUGGAGGGUAAGAGAACCAAACUUUGGUGCUGGAAGAUAACUUGUUUUUGUCCGUUGGCCGUGUGGGCAGAGGAUGCUUUAUCAGUCGGUGUCCACCCCGCAGGUUGUUGCAGUUGGCGUUGUUCUUCUUUCUCCCUGUUGCAACCGUCAAGAUAAGUGAAUCGGUCCCAGACACAUCCAUAACCAGUUCACUAGAAUGUAUCAUGAUGGAGACACGUCAGCUUUAUUUAUAUGGAGCCUUAUACACAAAACACUGGAUGUUAAUGACAAAGCGCUUCACGCAGUCGGUGAGGACGAGAGUCCAGAGGGAGAAUCUGGUUGGUCACAACUGGGGCGAGCUCAUUUUCAGACGGUGUGCUUAUUUUCAUGGUUUUGGCCAUUAUUCCUAUUGAUGAUGAUGAUACAGAUACAUUCACUAAGUUAAUUGACCCACACUGUGUCCAGGUCACGUAGGAUAUUUUUGCUAUACCGUUUAUGGUAAUUUUGUGGGGAACCACUCACUGAAAUGACAACGAAGAAAUUUAAUUAGCUGUAGCAAGCUAAUGUAAACUUAUUAACAUUGAGUUUGAGUUUGUAGAACUAACUCGAUGUAAUUUAAUGAUGUAUUAAAAAAAGUUAUGUAGGUCUCAGGUAAGACGUCACAGCCUCAUCAGUUCAUGGUUCCAGUUUUAAGACACACAGACCCAUGUGGACUUUAAACUGGGAAACAGUGAAAAGGCUUCUGCUGACUGUUUCCUGUAAGGCUACGGACCCAGCGAUCAUUGAUUUUAUCAAGUGUAAUCGAUAGAGGUGCAUAUAAUGAAAGUAAUUGUCCGCUGCAGUGAAACACAAUGCUUCUCCGAUUUUUAUAAUAGAAACACAUGAAAUGUAUCUUAGAAAUACAACACAAAAGGCAGAAUUAAGCUUUUAACGUUUUCCCAUAUUUGGACACACAAUUGUUUAUCUGCUUUGUCAUGUUUAAGGUAAACUUCCCUAAGUCUAAUAAAUGAUAAGACAUUAUAUUACCAUAACUAACUACGAUAUACAGUAGCAUGUGGGACAGCUGUUACACAGCCUCCCCACCACAAACUUCCACCACAGUUAACAGAAUAAGCUCCUCGUCAUCCUCGGGCGACCAUAACUAGUCACUGUGCAGGUGCACACUAUGUUCCUUAUGUGUAUUGGAUUUAGUGUUUCGUGUCUCCUCCCUGUGGUUGACGAUCAUCUGUCGGCGAGUUUACAACCUGUGUUUUUAAAUUUUCUUUUUGCCCCAUUGGACUUAAUUGUAGCAAUGUGGCCAUGUUCCGACAGAAUACAAUGUCAUCAUAGCCAAUAGAAAUAAUGACCACAACUAUGAGGGGAAAAAAACAAGUCUUACUAAACCAGGAUCAUCCAAUGAUUGAUAAGAAAAUCCAAAACUGAGCACACCACAAAAAAAGUAGAAGUGUGUUCGACAUUCAAGAAGACUUGUGUGGAAUGACUCGCCCACACGUGACAGACAGACCUACGCUGGACAGAACUCCCCGUGUUGCCUAAACAUUCAUUUAAUUAUGUAAAGUGAGCUGCUGAAUGAGAUGAAUAUUCAUUUCUGCGUCCAUUUAGACCCGAGCGAGCCAACGGGGCUCAGGGAUUCAGUGACAGCACUUUUGCAGCAGAUUUUUUGGGGCUUUUAUGUUCAGUCCUACAGUAACUCCAGUCGGCAUCACGUGGAGGAGCUCUGCGAGGCUGGAUCGGGUGUGAUAACUGCGUCGCUCGUUUGUUUAUCAGCCGAACACAAUGUCUGCCACGGUCUACUUAUGCAUGCAGUGCCUCUCACCUUCAGGCAAGAAGCGAGAGAGGAAGACACCAUGAGCCAGAUGAUCUCUGCUCUUUUUCUUCCUUUUUUUCAUUUUCUCCUUUGACACACAAUACUGUUGUGUUUAACUUGAUCUCCUUUCACUGUGUCACUGCUCUUCGUUUCCUCGGGCUCCGGAUCUUACAGUAAUCCCUUUCUUCAUGCUUCCGACAGGCAAAUUCUAAGCCUAUUAAGAUGUUGCAGCACUUGGCAGGGGAUCAGGCUCGGGACCCCCUUUGCCAUUCAGGUCAUACAUAAUUUGUGCACUUUUGCACAUUUUUUUUUUAAACGAAAAUCCCCCCCAAAAAACUAAACAAUCUUGGAUCCUUCGUUGCUCCUUCGUUGCUCUUGAUCUCUGGCGGCAGAUCAAGUAUCCUUCAACUUGUUGCCAACAUUCAUCUGCUAUACGGCCUUAAAUUCCCCCUGUAGCUGUAAUCGUUUAAUCUCCUGUUAGAUGCGAUUCAAAUUUGCCUUAUUUCAGAAAGUCAACGCGUUUUUUUGUUUGACACGAGACCGAGAAGAAUGAUGGGUAGAGGCAUUUCUGGCCAGUAUUCUUCCUUUCACCCUUUUAGAGACGGGGCGAGGGGGGGCGGCACUUACUUUCUUAUUAGGGUUUGCCAAACAAAUUCUCGGUCUGUGCUUAUCCAGAGAUUUCAUCCUAUGAUUUGUUGUAUUCACUUUCUUUGCACAUGUGUAAAUACUGUAUAGGAUCAACGGGGGACGAACGAGGUUGAUGUACAUUUGACUGGAUGUGCUCUGUUUUCAAGAGCCUGACUUGUUUGUAAAUUGCUGUGAUGGAUUCAGUUUUUCUUCAGCUCUUAAUCGCGCCUCAGUUUACUUCAAUCAUUGAAAAGAUGUGAUAUAUUUACAGGUUAAUACUGUCGGUGUGCUAGUGAUAUUGGUAUGUUUUACAUUGGCCUAUUGUUUUGUGAUUUUUGUGAAAGCAAAGCUGGUCUACGAUUCGUCUGGUACCGGACCAUCUGGUAAUGGAACAAUCUCCUUUUGGAAUUGUGGGACACAAGCAAGUUCACCACUUUAGCGCAUAUCUGAUCCAGGACCGUCAUACACCGUGUCCUGGCACUCGGGGCAGUUCAGUCACUGUGUGGCUCAUAAAGUUUGGUACAUUAAAAAUGUUGAAGGUAAUCA
This is a messenger RNA of Scophthalmus maximus (turbot), 4856 nucleotides long. It is a transcript of the gene pdik1l, whose product is annotated as PDLIM1 interacting kinase 1 like. NCBI's taxonomy places the organism in Eukaryota, Metazoa, Chordata, Actinopteri, Pleuronectiformes, Scophthalmidae. Gene Ontology annotation, molecular function: protein serine/threonine kinase activity; ATP binding. Gene Ontology annotation, cellular component: cytoplasm; autophagosome. Gene Ontology annotation, biological process: autophagy; autophagosome organization; protein autophosphorylation. The record is from RefSeq and is a predicted model, not a curated record. Bases 173 to 1198 code for a protein of 341 amino acids. The transcript has 3 exons.